Messenger RNA from Effrenium voratum, 1246 nucleotides. Lineage: Eukaryota; Dinophyceae; Suessiales; Symbiodiniaceae. The record is from the annotation of a GenBank genome assembly.
CAAUCACCGAGCCUCGAAACCGGGCGGCGUCGCAUUACGCCAUGAAGCGCGGCUACGAUGAGGGUCCAGGCCGGGAGCGCGCCCGCGAGAGGUUCGGCCUCAAGGCACUGGUGCCCGACACCUUCGCCAGCUUCCUGCUCCGCGAGCGGGGCGUGGCCAAGGAGGAGCUCCAGCAGGAGUCGGGUGCUCGGGUGAUCUUCAGCAACAAGGGGGACUUUUUCCCCGGCACCGCGCUGCGCGUCCUGGGGGUCUAUGCAGAUGCGCCGGAGAAUGUGCUGCGUGGUUUGGAGCUGGUGAUGAGUCGCAUGCAGGAGCUUGCCGAGGAUGACCAGAGGCUCCGGCAGCCGCCACCAGGAUGCGAAAUGCUAGGAGAUGAAGGUGAGCUUAUCUUCAGGGUGCUUCUUUCAAGAGACCUGACGGGGCUCCUUAUCGGCAACGCGGGGGCCAACAUCAAGGAGUUACGGCGCGAAAGUGGCGCCAAGAUUGUGGUCCGCGACGAUUCAGUGGUUGGGCACCGCCUGGCCACUCUCUCGGGGUCACACGAGAGCUUGGCGGAAGCUCUGCGUCGCAUCACGGAGUUGAUGGAGAGGGAGGCCGACCGUGAGGAGUUCCAGCACUACCUGCGCCUCAUCAACUUCGGCGAGAGUGAAGGAGCUGAGCCGAGCGGCAAGGGUCGGCAUCGGCCAAGUCCUGUCGAGGCCGAGGGCUUCGAUGGCAUGCGACACUUGCAGCAGGAUUUGGAUUCCAUGCCCCCGGGGACUUCGGAGCUCUCGUACUCGGUCUGCUGUGCCCUACCAGCCUCUCUGGUGCCGGCGCUCAUUGGCCGCUCCGGGGAUUUCGUGAGGAGCAUCGAAGAGCGAACCGGCGCCAAAGUGGACAUCGCUCGCGAAGCACGAGGGAAAGACGGAUACAGGAAGAUGGAGUGUGUGGGCCCGUUGGCGAGCAUCUAUGCCGCCCACACGCUGAUGAUGCAUCGGCUUCAGGAAGUGGAGCGGGCGCCUGAGCGGCCAGCCAGGAGCGGCUUCGAUGUGGGAAGCCUGAAUCAAAGGAGGCCCGUUCCACGGCACUCGGGCUGGAGCUCGGCCAACGCCGCGCCGCUGGCGCCCACCGCGACGGAAAAGUCCCAAGCGGAGAAGCAACAGGACUUGCGCGCCACCAUCGCCGAGCUGGAGCGAAAGCUCCUGGCGGCCAGGGCGGUCUGAGGCAGAUGUGGACGACAGGGAAUGUGAGGAAGCGGCAGAACAGC